UUUUUUUUCUUUGUGCAGAAGUGAGACAUUCGAUCUGCCCCGCAACUGCGGUUGGUGCGGUCACAUCAAGGAUACAACACCUGCUGUAACUCCUGUGCCUAUGAGACAGAUAAACGUGAUCGGAAGCACACGUACCACAUUCUUUACAGGCCAGCGUCCAUUUGAAUGCCAUUUGUGACCUUGGAGCUUCGGGCGAACAUUCAAGCUGAAGAAACCUGCAACCCAAACAGACAAGAGGCCAGUUGAGUGCCGUUUAUGCCCUCAGAACUUCUCACAAAAGGUUAAGCUGAAGCAACACGCACAUCUACACAGUUGAGAUGCCAUUUCAUUGUCCGUUAUGCCCAUGGAGCUUUGCAAAAACGUCCACACUGAAAAAUCAUGUGCGCAUCCACACAGGCGAGAAACCAUUUCAGUGCCCUGCCUGCCCUAAGAGCUUCUCGCAAAAGUCCAAUCUGACCCAACACCUGCGUACCCACACAGGCGAGAGGCCAUUUCAGUGCCCUGCAUGUCCUCAGAGCUUCUCGGAUAGGUCCACACUGAAAAACCAUGUGCGCACCCACACAGGCGAGAGGCCAUUUCAGUGCCCUGCAUGUCCUCAGAGCUUCUCGGAUAGGUCCGCACUGAAAAACCAUGUGCACACCCGCACAGGCGAGAGGCCAUUUCAAUGCCCUUCAUGCCCUCAGAGCUUCUCAGUUAAGUCUAACCUGAAGGAUCAUGUGCGCAUCCACACAGGCGAGAGGCCAUUUCAAUGCCCUGCAUGUCCUCAGAGCUUCUCAGACAAGUCCACACUGAGAACUCACAUGCACAUCCACACAGGCGAGAGGCCAUUUCAGUGUCCUGUAUGCCCUCAGCGCUGCUCCCGAAAGAGUCAUCUGAACGAACACCUGCGCACCCACACUGGGGACAGGCUAUUUCAGUGCCCUGCAUGCCCUCAUACCUGCUCACGUAAGAGUUAUCUGAACAAACACCUGUGCACCCACACAGGCAAGAGGCCAUUUCAGUGCGCUUUGUGCCCUCAACGUUUCACCGACAAAUCUACACUGAAGAAUCAUGUGCGCACCCACACAGGUGAGAUGCCAUUUCAGUGCGCUUUGUGCCCUCAACGUUUCACCAACAAAUCUACACUGAAGAAUCAUGUGCGCACCCACACAGGUGAGAGGCCAUUUCAAUGCCCGUCAUGCCCUCGGAGCUUCUCACAAAAGUCCACACUGAAGAAGCACGAGCGCAUUCACACAUGCAAGAGGUGAUUUCAUUGCCCUGCAUGCUCUCAAAGCUUCUCACCAGAGUGUUUUGAAUCGAUACCUGCGCACCCACACAUGCAAUAAACCACUUCAUUACCCUUCAUGCCCUCGAAGCUUCUCGAAAAAGUCUGCACUAAAGGCUCACCUGCACAUCCACUAAUAUGAGAAGCUGCUUAAGUGGUUUUCAUACUUUCACAAAGCUCGGUUAUGUUCGCCAAGCCAGUGCACAUGAGAGAUAGUUGAAGCAGAAAAAAUUCAAUGUUCACAGUAUUCAUGUGUAAAGGUUGCGUCGGUGCACCUUUUCCAAAAAAAAAGUUGACUUUCCAAAGUACACUUGCUGCAGAAUAGUGCUGAGUUGUGAGACUUGUCAUUAUUUAGUUUUCAUGUUUUUCUUAGUUUUUUCAUAAAACCUCAAUGUAUUAUUAUUGCACCUCACAAUAUGAUUAUUAAUAUUGCUAUUUCUCUUAAUAAAA
This is a messenger RNA of Dermacentor silvarum, 1714 nucleotides long. RefSeq names its product zinc finger protein 782-like. Gene Ontology annotation, molecular function: RNA polymerase II transcription regulatory region sequence-specific DNA binding; DNA-binding transcription factor activity, RNA polymerase II-specific. Gene Ontology annotation, cellular component: nucleus. NCBI's taxonomy places the organism in Eukaryota, Metazoa, Arthropoda, Arachnida, Ixodida, Ixodidae. The record is from RefSeq and is a predicted model, not a curated record. Bases 318 to 1247 code for a protein of 309 amino acids. Gene Ontology annotation, biological process: regulation of transcription by RNA polymerase II. The transcript is spliced from 2 exons.